GAAGUUGAAAAGAGAGACAUUUUGGUUUUUGAAGUAAAAACAAAAAGGAUGGGCUGGAUGUUUGUGCACCUGCUGAUCCUUAUGACAUUCAGCUGUCUGGCUGAAGAUAAGACAAAGGUUUCUGUUUCCUGCCCAGACUUCCAGAAAGCCUUUGGAGGCUCCUGCUUUGAGUUUGUGGAUGUACAGCAUACUUUUUUCAGUGCGCAGGCUUGGUGUGAGCAGCGUAGUGGACACCUUGUAUUUAUCCCAGAUGAAGAAACUCAAUAUUUCCUUAAAAGAUUCUUAGAUCCCAAGAAGGAUGUGUGGCUUGGAGUUGCACCUUCUGCCUUUCCAAACCUGCAAAAUUCUUCAACUGUUGAAGACUCUGGGAGAUCCAUCGUGUGUGGAGGUCGUAACGCCACUCUGCAGUGCGGUUCUCAUCAAGUCCUAAUGAUAGAUGUCGGCUUCUACGGUCGUAAGAACAUCCAUUACUGUCGAUCCACGCUCUCCCCCCCAUCUCCAUCCACAGAACAUCGGUGUGGCUGGGUGGAUGUUGUUGCAUCAUUAACAGCUCACUGCCACGGCCGUCAGGUCUGCCAGAUUGCUGACAUUGUGGACUCCUUUGGUGACCCCUGUCCUCAGCUGGGGAGCUACCUGUCUGUAGACUACCACUGCAAAGAUGGUACAAAUGUGACCUACCGAAUCCAGAGUGAGGCAAAUUUGUUGUCAAACACAUCUGUGUUCAGAGGAAAUGUUUCCCAGAACAUCACAGUGGCUCCAGAAAGGAUGAAGCAGCUAGGGCUUGGCUGCCACCAGCUAACCCUUUAUGCAUCUAACACGGUCACGUUCCCUGAAAUCUCCACAGGCCUGCAAGUGCAGGAUUUCACAGCUGCCUCAGGCUCUUCAGAAGAUCUUGAGGCUACAGUGGAGUAUUAUGUGUCUCAGCUAAAGAAACAAGGUCUACUGUCAGGUGAAACUCUCCGUGAGAAGAUGCUGAACAUAAUGAUUGACAUGGUAAAUGAAACUGCCACCAACACAGGAGAAGAAGUUCAGGUGAUAGCCAGAGGACUUGCUGCUAUCGUCAUGAAAGGCACUGAGCUCAGCUCCUCUGCUCAGAUGCUGAGUAUGAACAAAAACCCAUUCUCCUGGAAUAAAAGAGGGAACAUCAGUGGUCAAAUAGGUGCUCUCUCCCUUACAACAAAAAAUGGCUCCAGUAUCCCUGUGGAGAACUUGCGUGAGGAUAUUAAGAUUCUGUUGCCGAGGCCUGUUGGAGAGCAGGUAAACACCUCUGUGUUGGACCUAAGGAACUUCAGCACAACGUCCAUAGACAUUCCUGCUGACACUACGCUGGUGUUAAAGAUGGUGCCUUCAAAUGAUCCUCUACCCUUCAAACUGCUCCUUGGUUAUAUGGACUACCCCACUGAAACAAAUAAUGUAGCUAUGACAGAAAUGCCUCACCAGGGAACAACACAAGGUCCAGGUAUAAAAUCUAUCAAUGCCACUUUAUCAAUUACCUCCAUCACCACUGCGUGCAAAUUUUGGGAUGAAUCACAAUUGGAGUGGAGCACUUAUGGAUGCAGGGUUGGUGUUAAGACAACAAAUUUAGUCACCCAGUGCCUCUGCAACCACCUCACCUCCUUUGGUAGCUCUUUCUUCGUCACUCCCAACAUUGUCGACCCAUCACGCACCGCUGAGCUUUUCGGGACUUUUGCUGAGAAUCCUGUUGUUGUCUGCUUUGUGGGGUCACUCUUUCUGGCCUAUCUCUUGGUGCUUGUGUGGGCACGACGGAAAGACGUCCAAGACACAGCCAAGGUGAAGGUGACUGUGUUGGAAGACAACGACCCCAUGGAUGAGUACCGCUACCUGUUGAGUGUCAACACUGGGCAUCGGAGAGGAGCCUCCACUUCUUCUCAGGUGACAAUCACUCUGCUGGGUGCAGAGGGAAACAGUGAACCACAUCAUCUGGCAAAUCCAAAGAAACGUGUGUUUGAGAGAGGUGCGGUGGAUCUGUUCCUGCUAACUACACCUUUCUCCCGUGGAGAGCUGCAGGGCAUCAGGCUGUGGCACAACAACUCAGGGAGCCAUCCUGCCUGGUAUGUAGGCAAUGUCAUGGUGCAGGAUUUACAGACGGAGCAGAAAUGGCAUUUUCUAUGCAACUCCUGGCUGGCCAUAGACAUGGGGGAUUGUUCCCUCGAUAAAGUUGUUCCUGUUUCGACAGAGAUGGAUUUGAAGAGUUUCAGCAACUUGUUCUUUAUGAAGACUACAAAGGAUUUCAGUGACGGACACCUCUGGUACUCUGUGGUCAGUCGCCCAGCAAGUAGCACCUUCACUUGUGUACAGAGAGUUUCCUGCUGUUUCACCCUGCUGCUCUGUACCAUGCUGACCAGUAUCAUGUUUUAUGGAAUCCCAAAAGAUCCCUCUGAGCAGACCAUGGACCUGGGUCGUUUUGAGUUUACCUGGCAACAGUUCAAAAUUGGAGUUCAGAGUUCCCUCAUUAUGUUUCCCAUCAAUAUCCUUAUUGUUAGCAUCUUCAGAAACACUCGUCCUCAGGAGAUAUCUUGCUGCAAGCGCAAAAAUGAAAAACCAGAUGCCCGUAAACAGACCUUUAUCUCACAGACAGCUACCACUGACAUGAAUGUCAAUGUCACUUUAGACACUGUCACCAAGGAUAUCACAAGAAUUGCCCAUUCACUAUCAAUGAAAAGCAACAGGCCUGGACAAGCAGUUGAUAUCAACACUGUCCUUUCUGUGGUGGAGGACUUCAUCACACAAAAUCACAAAGCCAGCGACACCACCCAGCCCAAAUCUCUGAACUCUGGCAACCUUGGUCAGCCUCAGCUACAAGAAGGCAGUGCUAAUAUGCAUCGUGGUUCAACAGGGGAAGGGAUUCAAAAGCAAAGCAACAAAGCCAAGUAUCUCUACCGGCAGCUGUGUCACAUUGACAAAAAGCUGGUCCUACUAGGACCAUCCAACUUCCCCGCUCCACAUAUCUACAGCCAGGCUCUGCAGCAGGUCCAGGACAUGAAGGGACAUCUCCAAGAUCAGCUCUACACUUUCAGCUGUAUUGACCCGAAUGAACUCACCCCGAAGAAGUUGAGCCCUGCAGACAGCCCUUUGAGUGAUGGGAGUCUGAAGAAACGGGGGUGCUGUCAUGGAGGACUACCCUGGUGGUUUGUUUUUGUUGGCUGGCUGCUCGUGAUCUCGAGUAGUUUUGUAGCGGGAUUUUUCACGAUGCUUUAUGGGUUAAAAUUUGGGAAGGAACGCUCUGUGAGCUGGUUGGUGUCCAUGAUUGUCUCCUUUUUUCAGAGUAUCCUCGUCAUUCAGCCAUUAAAGGUGAUAUGUCUUGCAGUCUUCUUUGCACUUGUCACAAAGAAAAUUGAUGAGGAAGAUUUUCAUAAUGUUGCGUUUGAAGGAAAUGACAGAAAUUUAGCUUGUAAGGACCAAAACCUAGUCAGACGGGAGAGACGUCUCUAUGAGCCGCCUCCUCCUGCAGACGUUGAGAAGAUGAGAAGGAACAUGAUCAUGGAACAGAAAGCCUUUGCCCUUCUCAAGGAGAUUUUGACCUACAUGGGGUUUAUGUGGAUGUUGCUGCUUGUGGCGUACGGCCAAAGAGAUCCCAAUGCCUUUUUCCUGACGCAGCACAUCCGGAACAGCUUCAGUGGAGGCAUCUCCGACAGUAUGAGUCUUGAGGAUGUGUUCACUUGGGCUAACACAUCGCUACAAAGUAACCUUUUUGGAGUUUAUCCAGGAUUUAUCACAGAUGGAAACUCUAAGCUAGUGGGUAAUGCCCGUCUUCGUCAAGUGAGAGUGCAGAAGAACUCCUGUCAGACUGCAGGCCCCGUGGUCCAGUUUGUACCAGACUGUCACGCUCCAUACUCAUGGGAGGCGGAGGACAUGGGCUCUUAUGGCCCUGGCUGGAGCCAAUCUGACAAAGAUAAUAUCUCUACGAGCACCUCCAGCCCGUGGACGUACCAGACACAGGCUCAGCUCAGAGCUUAUGCUGUCUGGAGCCAACUGGUGCUCUACAGAGGCGGUGGCUUUGUAACGGAGCUCGGCCCGGAUUCACAAAAUGCAAGCAGCACCCUCGAGUAUCUGUUCAGGAACAAAUGGCUGGAUAUUUACACAAGGGCAAUCUUUGUCGAGUUCACCGUUUAUAAUGCUAAUGUGAACCUCUUCUGCAUUGCCACACUCUUCCUGGAGACCACAGCUGUGGGAGCGUUUCAUUUCACCAGUGAGCUGCAGAGUGUUCGUCUUUACCAAUCACCUGAUGGUCUUUACAUCUUCGUUAUGGCGGCUGAGAUUGUGUACCUGCUUUUCAUCUUCUACUACAUGUUCCUGCAGGGCAAAUUAAUGAAGCAACAGCAGUGGGCUUACUUCAGGAACAGAUGGAACCUUUUUGAGCUGACUAUUAUCUUACUGAGCUGGAGCACCGUGGCUGUCUUCAUCAAGCGGACCCUGCUUGGGAACCGUGAUAUGACCUACUUCCAAAACCACAAAGACAAAUUUCCCAGUUUUUACGACACAGCCAAAGCCGACUCAGCGCUCCAGUAUCUGAUUGCCUUCCUGGUCCUGCUCUCCACCUUCAAACUGUGGCUCCUGCUCCGACUGAACCCCAAGAUGAACAUGAUCACGGCUGCACUGCAGCGGGCCUGGAGCGACAUAAGCAGUUACCUUGUGGUCAUUGUGAUCAUGUUACUGGCAUACUCUAUUACGUGCAACGUGAUGUAUGGCUGGCAGCUGUCCUCUUACAGAACAUUGUUGGAUUCUCUCAUGACUAUCAUCAGUUUGCAGAUAGGCAUCUUCAACUAUGACGAGGUCAUUGACUGCAGCCCUGUACUCAGUGGACUAAUCUUCACUUCCUGUAUUGUGUUCAUGACGUUCGUGGUGCUCAAUCUCUUCGUAUCAGUGAUCCUCGCAGCAUUCACAAAGGAGCGAAUAUGUCACAAGCCCUCUGACGAGGAGGAGAUUGUCAACCUCAUGCUGAAGAAAAUCUGCUGUCUUUUUGGCAUCAGAUAUAACGAUCCUGACACCCUGAGGCAGGAUGUGAACAGGAACGGAGAUGUGCCUUAAUAACAGCAGAAAUAUCCUUAACAAUUCCACAAUCGAUGGAACAUGUUUCAGAAAUGUGGAAAGCUAGUAAACACCAAGCAACAUUUCGUUGCAUUUCAUAUGUGAUUGUUUUUGAUAUGUUCACAUGUUCAUUUAAUCAAUUGGUAUUGUUUGCUUGUUCUCUGCUGGGCGGUUAUAUGAUGCUGUUCUGCACUGUGAUUGUGACACAGUAAGGUGGGAUACAGAUUACAUUCUUCAAUAUUAGAUAAGACAUCAUCUUACAUACACAAGAGACAUACACAUCUAAUGAAGCUAAAAGAGAAGAAAAACAAUGCUCUGAAAGAUAACUGUAAACAGACAAUGUUU
Molecule: messenger RNA, 5394 nt
Organism: Etheostoma cragini (Arkansas darter)
Lineage: Eukaryota; Metazoa; Chordata; Actinopteri; Perciformes; Percidae
Product: polycystic kidney disease protein 1-like 2
Exons: 30
Coding region: 49-5049 (1666 amino acids)
Biological process (GO): detection of mechanical stimulus
Cellular component (GO): membrane
Molecular function (GO): calcium ion binding; protein binding; carbohydrate binding
Source: RefSeq, a predicted model, not a curated record